GCGGCGGGGAGGGGAGCGGCGCGAGGACGAGAGGGGUGCGCGCGCGAGGCCCAGAGGAUUAUUACAAUGAGUCUACGGAAGCAAACUCCCAGUGACUUCUUAAAGCAGAUCAUAGGACGACCAGUUGUUGUAAAGUUAAAUUCUGGAGUGGAUUACCGAGGUGUCCUAGCUUGCCUCGAUGGCUACAUGAACAUAGCCCUAGAGCAGACAGAAGAGUAUGUAAAUGGACAGCUAAAGAACAAGUAUGGAGAUGCCUUUAUCCGAGGGAAUAAUGGGGUAGCCUGCUUGCCAAGUAUCAGCGUGAACGCUCUUCCUAGUGUUGUAUAUCAGUACACAGAAGAGAAGGAUGUGAAGAGAGCAAGAGAGUGAUACAUUUUGAACUUUGAUAUAUUUUUAAAUUCUAAUUUUUUUCAUUUGGUUUUAGUUAUGUAAAGUUCCUGUUGCCUUUAAAGCGAGAGAUUCCAUCCUCCACAUUUGUUUUGCUAUUUUCUUAAUGUCUCUGUCAGCAAUUUGCAGAAAGUUAUAGUAAUAAAAGGAUGACAGGAUGUGUGUUUGAAUAAUUUCCCAUGA
This is a messenger RNA of Tachyglossus aculeatus (Australian echidna), 570 nucleotides long. It is a transcript of the gene LSM6, whose product is annotated as LSM6 homolog, U6 small nuclear RNA and mRNA degradation associated. The coding region runs from base 67 to 369 and encodes 100 amino acids. Gene Ontology annotation, biological process: maturation of SSU-rRNA; mRNA splicing, via spliceosome. The record is from RefSeq and is a predicted model, not a curated record. Gene Ontology annotation, molecular function: RNA binding. Gene Ontology annotation, cellular component: sno(s)RNA-containing ribonucleoprotein complex; nucleolus; P-body. NCBI's taxonomy places the organism in Eukaryota, Metazoa, Chordata, Mammalia, Monotremata, Tachyglossidae. The transcript is spliced from 5 exons.